AUGCCGGCGGCAAUGCCCCCACCAGCGCCGCGCGCGCAAUCGAGAGCCUUGACCUCCAAACAGGCCAAGUCAUUUUAUCGUUCUCGCAACAGUUCAAACGUCAGUGUCCUCGAGACCAGAUGGCUACAUCGAGCUAUCGAGCUCGAACAGCGAGCCGAGAGGGCGCAGGAACAAGAGAAGCGACGCGCCGAAGCGGCGAAGAAGAAGAAAAAGGCUGAGAAGGACCAGGCGGAUAAGGCGCUGAAAGAGCAGGCGAUGUUAGGCACGCAGAGACGACUGGAUCGCUUUGGGCAUAAAAGCAGUCAACUGCAUAUGGGCAAAUUCUUUGGACGACCGACAACUGGUGAUGAUGGUUCAAACGAUCCUGUCGCUGUAUCAGCUAAGGAGACUUCCGCGGACGAGGAAGAGGAAGAUAGUGAUGAUUUUGGAGACGAUGAGAUAGACGAUGAUGCCCUUCUGGACGCCCUCGAAGAAGAAUCGAAACACGAUGUUCCUGCUCAGAAGGAUAAUAUCACGGCGGAAACGCCGCUCGUAAAAGAAUCAUUCACCGCUUCGCUCUUGAUGCCACCUCCGCCUGCUCGUUCCGUACCUCCUCCAGUCGUGCGACCCACGCGCGUACCAGCAACAGGAUCGAUGUCGAAUUCUCCCGUCGAUCCAGUUGAGCCCGAACUCGUCGCUACACGCGCAUCGACUAUAAUAGACAAUGCCAUGAUGGAUGAUAUAGCCUCAUUUUGGGACGAGCUGGACAGUAGCACACAGAUCGCCCGCGACUUGAGUUAUAUGCCACCCGAGACAGCAGAAACGAGUGUCGCUGAGAUUGCCGACUUUGAACUGACAAAGGAUAUAACGACGAAAAGUACCGGAUGGAGGGACACUUCCUUCAGCAGCACGGAAAGCUUUGAUUUUACAGCUGAAGAUCUUGAUAUCUUGGAUGUCGCUGACACUCGGCUUGUGCAAGAGCCAGAACGUGUAAUUGUUGCUCCAAGGCUCGGUGCCUCCAUGACAACACAACAACCUCCGACGACCGUCUCUGUACACUGUCGGUCAACACAGGUCAUUUCAAUAUCACCACCACCGCCUCUCCAUGUGACUGUAAAUAUUCAUCAGGUCAAUCAAGUCCCGAACCAAAUAACGAAAAAUCUCAUCGGCGGAUUCUCAGCUACACAGUUGGAGAGUCUUAUCGAUGACGAUUUGCAAUUGACACAGAUGGAAGAUGGCUGA
This is a messenger RNA of Dissoconium aciculare CBS 342.82, 1221 nucleotides long. RefSeq lists its product as uncharacterized. The transcript has a single exon. Lineage: Eukaryota; Fungi; Ascomycota; Dothideomycetes; Mycosphaerellales; Dissoconiaceae. The record is from RefSeq and is a predicted model, not a curated record. Bases 1 to 1221 code for a protein of 406 amino acids.